UGAUUCAGUUGUAAACUUGACCAGUGUCAGUUCGGUUGUAUUUUCCAUUCACUCUUCAAAUUUUGCAAUCAUAUCCAAGUGAAUCUGUGAAAGACUUUGUGAUCUUGUGUGUACUUCCCAGCGAAUCAUCUUUUCCAACGAAUUUCCUUGAAUGAUUACCUUCUAAAAAUUGCGUGGAAACAAUGGGCAACUCCAAUUCGAUAUGUGCUGACAAGAAUGGCGUUAGUGGCCAGAACGGUGUAUAUCGCAACGGUGGAGUAAAUGCUGGUCGUCGUUGUGGGAACGAGACGCAAGCGCGAAAUACAGUGACAGAGUCAGGCCACCAACACAAGUGUUCAGGAGGCCCAGGAGGUGGGAAAUCGGUCGAUUCAUCGGCUUAUCGACGGUGUUUCUGUACCAGCAUGAGUGACUACAAGAGUAUUGAUAGGGUUGGACAGUGGCCAACAGGUGCUGAAGAUGGUUCUUAUAAUAAUGGAUCACUAUCGGGCUACGAGAGGCUCAGGAAUGGACGAUACAAUAAGGGUUUGGCAUUCACGAGAACCGAGAGGCAAUUGCUGGGUAUUCAUGGUUUGCUGCCGGCUCGUGUGAAGAGUGAUUCUGAGCAGGUGGAACACUGCGUGAUAUUGCUGGAUCGUCUUGAGAAUGAGUUGGACAAAUUUAUCUACCUCAUGAAUUUGCUGGAUCGCAACGAGAAGUUGUUCUUUCAAUUGGUGGCAGCUAAUACGGCCAAGAUAAUGCCCCUGGUGUAUACACCGACUGUGGGAUUGGCUUGUCAGAAGUACAGUUUGAUCUAUCAAUGGCCACGUGGGAUGUUCAUCACGAUCAAGGAUAAGGGUCAUGUGUAUGAAGUGUUGAAAAAUUGGCCAGAACACGAUGUUCGGGCAAUUGUGGUGACAGAUGGCGAGAGAAUUCUGGGUCUUGGGGAUUUGGGGGCGAACGGAAUGGGAAUUCCUGUGGGAAAAUUGGCUCUCUAUACAGCCCUUGGUGGCAUUAAGCCACAUCAGUGUCUGCCAAUAACACUGGACGUGGGCACAAACACUCAAUCCAUCCUCGAUGAUCCUCUGUACAAUGGUUUGAGGCAGAAACGGGUAAUUGGAGAGGAAUAUGAUGAAUUUAUUGAAGAAUUUAUGAAGGCUGUGGUGAGACGUUUUGGACGGAAUUGUCUGAUACAAUUUGAGGAUUUUGCCAAUGCCAAUGCAUUUAGAUUGUUGGACAAAUACAGGAAUUCCUAUUGUACCUUCAAUGAUGAUAUCCAGGGAACGGCUUCGGUUGCAGUGGCGGGAAUUUUUUCGUCGCUCAAGAUCACAAAGACCCGCAUGAGUGACAAUGUUUUGGUGUUUCAGGGAGCUGGAGAAGCUGCCCUGGGUAUUGCUAAUCUCUGUGUGAUGGCAAUGGAGGCAGAGGGAUUGGCCCAUGAGGAGGCAAAGAAGAGAAUCUGGUUGGUGGAUUCUCGAGGGUUAAUUGUGAAAAAUCGUCCAAAGGGUGGAGUUACCGGGGAGAAGGUUCAUUUUGCUCAGGAUCAUGAACCUGUGGAGACGCUCAAGGAAGUCGUGGAGACAGUUAAGCCCACAAUUCUCAUUGGUGCUGCCGCAAUUGCGGGUGCUUUUACUCCGGAAAUCCUGCAGACAAUGGGAAAACUCAAUGAUCGUCCUGUGAUCUUUGCCCUGUCCAAUCCAACGGUUAAAGCUGAAUGUACAGCUGCUGAUGCUUACAAAUACACCGAAGGACGCUGUAUCUUUGCAUCAGGAUCACCCUUCCCUCCAGUUGAAUACAAUGGCAAGACAUAUCACACGGGACAGGGCAAUAAUGCCUACAUCUUCCCAGGAAUUGCUCUUGGUGUCAUCUCAGCCGGAUGCUUAACCAUUCCUGAGGAUAUUUUCCUGAUUUCGGCAAAAUGUUUGGCAGAUCUGGUACGUCCGGAAGAUUACGAUGUUGGAAAUGUCUAUCCGCCGCUUGAGAACAUCCUGGAUUGUUCCCUGAAAAUUGCCGCAAGAAUCAUGGAAUACGCAUAUGACAAAGGAUUGGCACAAUUCCAGCCAAAACCGGAAAAUUUCGAUGAAUUCCUGAAAUCACAAAUUUACCAUCUCGAGCACGCUUCCCCUCUUCCAAAUGUCUACGAAUGGGAUUAGUUCCGCUCAAAAUACCUCUUUCCAUGGAAUGAUCAAAACCGAAAAAAAACAUCGAAUUCAAUCCAAAAAUUCUAAAAAAAACAACGAUUUUUCUCAGAGUAAUGUUAAAAAUUCCAGUUUCAUAAAGACAAAAUUAAUUUUUAUAAAAAUAGGUUGUGGUAUUCUCAUUAAAAAAAAAGAUUAAUAACAAUUUGUUGCAUGAAGAAAAAGCUCUUAAAAAAGACAGUAUUCAAAUUGAAGCACAAAAAAUUCUUAUUUUUAAGGUAUACUAACAAAAUUGUUUUAAAAUCGUUAUAAUUGCAUAAUGAUAAGGAAAAGUGGUACAAAUUUUAACAUUGAAAUUGAAAAAUUAAGGUUGGAAUAUCGUGAAUUAAAAAAUCAUCGACAGUAGAAGAAAAACCCGAGGGGUAAUCAUUUUAAGUACAGUAGACUCGCGCUCAAUCGUCUCUUUUACAAUCGUGCGAAAAAUUUUGUUGACAAAAUUUUUACGUUUAAUUAUGAAGCUAGUUCGCUCAAAUUCGCUCUAGUUCUUCCUAUUUUAUCGUGAUUCUUUAUAAUUGAGCGCUUUUUGUGGGAUUUAAAAAGGCUUUGACACCCAAAUCUAUCGAUAAACCGGAUGACAUUUUGCCCCAAAUGCCCAAUUGAGAGAGAGUCUACUAUAAAAUGGACUAAGUUCUCCCUUUUCGGAAUCUUUUAUGGCAGUUGCAUGUUUGAAUAAAUAUCUAGGGGUUUCUCAAUAAAAUUUAUAGUCACCAUUUUAUAUUUUUUGGGUUUCCGAAUUUCCGGAAAUAAUGCAUUCAUUGUUUCUGGAUGUUCCGAAAAGGAAUACGAGGCUUUUAAAUUUUCUCUAAAUGUUUCAGAAGAAACUUCUCGGAUUUCUUCAAUUUACAAAGUUUUAUUAGUUUUUGACAAUUCCGGAAAAUAUAUUUUCUGAUCUCAAUUUUUCGGGGAAAUCUGUAGGUUCUUUGAGUAUCGUGGUACAAUCUAUGUUUUACCUGACAAUGGCCUCAAUUCUGAGACCAAAAUCAAGAUCAAAAUUUCAAGCUGAUAAAUAUUUUCAAGAUCAAGAUUUCAUAUUCUGACGCGAAGCAUUUAUGGAACUUAAAAUGUCUUAGCUAAGAACCAAGAUUUCAAGAUUUUCCACACUCAACGAAACGUAAUUUCUGACAAAUAUCUUCAUUUCUUUGCCGAAUUUAUUAAAAAAAUCUCCAUAUAAAUUAGAAAAAAAGAAUUAGGGGAAGUUUGGCAUGCUUCGCACGCGCGAGCCUUCGAACAAUCCGAAUUUUCUCUUUGUUGGAAAAGAGAUGAAUCCUAAUUUCUUAGCCAUAAUAUAAGUAAUUAUAAAACACAUCUUUAGAACGAAAAUAGGCAGCCUAACCCUUUUUUCCUAGGGUCUAGGAUCAUAAAUAGAAAAUUGGCCCAAAAUUUGUAAUUUUGAUGGCGUACGUUUCGUGUGAUUUCUUACAGCUAAGUUCAUUUUCAGAAAAAAAAACACUUACAGCAAUAGAUUAAGGGUUAAUGUGGGUUGAUAUUUACGUAAUAAUGUUUUGCAUCGGAGGAAGUUUUUCCCUAUUGGCGAAAAACUCGCAAAUACUACACUGCGUAAUGUUUCAACCGCUGAAAGUGUUAUGGUUCGACAACCCAUUAGGCAACUCCAGUAGCUUGAAAAUCAAAUCCUAACCUCAAUGAGGAAAACAAAGGGAGGAAGACAUGUAGAAAGACUUCAGAGUGAUCAAGAAAAUUGAGCUGAUAAAUUUUUUAUGUUGUCGCAUUCGAAAUCCUCACAUUUUAGUCGAUUUGUCGUCAUUCAAAUGCAAGAGAAGUAGUGCUUCAGAUAAAUGGCAAAAAAAUGCUUUAGGGACAGUCUUUUAGUAAAAUGAUGGUUUUCACGGAUUCAUGGCUCUUUAAUCUAACAAUCGGUAAAAAGUAUUUAUUUGGGAGGAAGAGCUAUUCCAGGAAAAAAUGCAAUGACGAACCUAUACCACCUAUAGGUUGAACCUUGGCUUCACAGGCAAGAUUCGCACAAAUCGUCAUACACACGGCUCUUCGUUAUCCGGCACUUCGUUAUCCGGGUGACAGCUGCCAAACACGGCGGUUGAUGUAUUCAAAACGAUUUUUUACGAAGCAUUCAGUUUGUCUAGAGUGAAUUAAUGUGAUAUUUUUAUUUUAUCAAAGUUUUUGACACACAAUCGUGCUACAAAAUGAAGCAUAAACACACCACAAAGAAAAUUCUGUUGUUUUUCAGCAGAAAACAAAUUUCCACAGCCGAAAAUAUAAAAAUCGUUGACCAGAUUCAAAAAACCAAAAUGUCAUUUUGUCCCCACGUCAGCCGGAUAACAAAGAGUUGAGUGUACUUUUUUCAAUUUCCUGUCCAGGAAAAAUCAGAGCUUUUGUGGCAAUGAAUCAGGCACAUGUAGAAACCCAAAAGAUCAGAGAUUUUUUGGUGUAGCGUAAUCUACUGUCCAUUUCACAAUUUAGUCAGAAAAAAAAUCUUAAAAAUGGACUUCGAGAAAACGUGCGAACCAUGUCGAACUUCCCCUAGCUUUCUUCUACACAAUCUACAAUUUUCUCGUGUCUCUGUAAAAGAAAUAAAUAUGACUUUCUCAGGUUUUUAAAGAAAUAUUCGACAAUUUUCUUUGUUUUUUUUUGGGAGCAAUCGUUUCGGGUUUCUUCGGUUUCCCGGAGUAUCUUGGUUUCUCAAUGAUGUACCCCUCGUUGAAGACUCUCUAACAUUAUUCAAAACGAUUCAAGGGUUUCUCACUGAAGUAAUUUUUAUGUUAUUUAGCAAUUCGACAAACGCCGAAUAUUAUGAGCGGAACUGUUUCUCAUCCUCUUGCAUCAUUUCUAUCUCCUCCUUCCAUUUCCAGAGUCUCAAAAAGAUUUCUAUUAUUUUUUUCAACAUUUUUAUUUCACAUAGAAUAGAGUGAGAGAGCAGAAAAAUAUAUUUGAACUACAUUUUAAUUUCAAAUUUAAAAAAAAAUGAUGUCCACAUUGACAAAAUUCCACUCAAGAAUUCGCCCUUCUGGCAGGGCGAAGUAAAAUAAAUUUGCGUGAAGAUAACAAUGAAAAUAAAUUAUUAUUAUAGAGAUGCAAUAAAGAGAGUGUAAAUGUUAUCAAUGAAAAAAAA
Molecule: messenger RNA, 5256 nt
Organism: Phlebotomus papatasi
Lineage: Eukaryota; Metazoa; Arthropoda; Insecta; Diptera; Psychodidae
Gene: Men
Product: NADP-dependent malic enzyme
Exons: 5
Coding region: 183-2129 (648 amino acids)
Biological process (GO): malate metabolic process; pyruvate metabolic process
Cellular component (GO): mitochondrion
Molecular function (GO): malate dehydrogenase (decarboxylating) (NADP+) activity; NAD binding; malate dehydrogenase (decarboxylating) (NAD+) activity
Source: RefSeq, a predicted model, not a curated record